Molecule: messenger RNA, 2787 nt
Organism: Penicillium alfredii
Lineage: Eukaryota; Fungi; Ascomycota; Eurotiomycetes; Eurotiales; Aspergillaceae
Product: putative kinesin family protein (KinA)
Exons: 5
Coding region: 1-2787 (928 amino acids)
Biological process (GO): microtubule-based movement
Molecular function (GO): ATP binding; microtubule binding; microtubule motor activity
Source: RefSeq, a predicted model, not a curated record
AUGGCGUCCGCGGGGUCGAACACCAUUAAGGUGGUUGCCCGGUUUCGCCCGCAGAACAAGGUCGAAUUGUCCUCCGGGGGUGAGCCGAUUGUUGAGUUCGAGAAUGAGGAGUCAUGUAACAUCAACUCCAGAGAGGGCACGGGGUCCUUCACCUUCGAUCGAGUGUUCCCCAUGAACACCCUUCAGGGCGAUAUCUUCGACUUCUCGAUCCGGCCCACCGUCGAUGAUAUUCUGAAUGGGUACAACGGUACCGUUUUUGCGUACGGUCAGACCGGUGCCGGAAAGUCGUACACUAUGAUGGGAUCCGAUAUCGACGAUGAUGAGGGGAAGGGUGUCAUUCCGCGUAUUGUCGAGCAAAUCUUCGCCAGCAUCUUGACAAGUCCAAGCAACAUCGAAUAUACAGUGCGCGUCAGCUAUAUGGAAAUCUACAUGGAACGGAUCCGCGAUCUUCUGGUGCCUCACAACGACAACCUCCCCGUUCACGAGGAGAAAUCCCGUGGUGUUUAUGUGAAGGGGUUGCUGGAGGUGUACGUCUCCAGCGUACAGGAGGUCUACGAGGUUAUGCGCCGUGGAGGAACGGCACGAGCGGUGGCGGCGACCAACAUGAACCAAGAAUCGUCUCGUUCACACUCUAUCUUCGUCAUCACAGUCACCCAGAAGAACGUCGAGACUGGGUCUGCCAAAAGCGGCCAACUGUUUCUGGUGGAUUUGGCUGGUAGUGAAAAGGUUGGCAAGACCGGGGCCAGUGGACAGACCCUGGAGGAGGCCAAAAAGAUCAACAAGAGUUUGAGCGCGCUCGGCAUGGUUAUCAACGCUCUGACAGAUGGCAAAUCAAGCCACAUCCCUUACCGCGAUUCCAAAUUGACUCGAAUCCUGCAAGAGUCACUAGGUGGUAAUUCGCGGACAACGCUGAUCAUCAACUGCUCGCCCAGCAGCUACAACGACGCGGAGACGAUUUCGACGCUGCGGUUCGGUGUGCGCGCCAAGGCCAUCAAGAACAAGGCCAAGGUCAACGCGGAGCUGAGUCCGGCCGAACUGAAGCAGCUCCUGCGCAAGGCGCAGGGGCAGAUGACGAAUUUUGAGUCUUACAUCUCAGCGCUGGAGAGCGAGGUGAAUUUGUGGCGUAACGGUGACAGUGUUCCCAAGGACCAAUGGACACCGGCGCGGGGAGCAGACACAGUGAGCGCAGCUAAAAUUGAAGCUCGUGCUCCACGGCCGAGCACACCGUCGCGUCUCCAGGAAACCGCUCGCGUGGAGACCCCGCGUCCUGAUUCCGGGGUCGGGGAUCGCUCUAGCACGCCUAGUCUAGUGUUGGAGAAGGAUGAGCGGGAGGAAUUCCUCCGGCGCGAGAAUGAGCUACAGGACCAGGUCUCGGAAAAAGAGUCGCAUCUUGUGAAUGUGGAACGCAGUCUCCGGGAAGCUCGAGAAGAGCUGAAGAACAUGAAAGAAAACGCUGCGCGAUCUGGCAAGGAUAACGAACGGUUAAACACCGAGGUCAAUGAACUGCGCAUGCACCUAGAGAAGGUUUCAUACGAAAGCAAGGAAGCAGCAAUCACCAUGGAUGGUCUGCGGGAAGCCAACUCUGAGUUGACAGGCGAGCUCGACGAAGUGAAACAGCAGCUUCUGGAUGUUCGUCUGAGGGCAAAGGAGACCACCGCUGCGCUUGACGAAAAAGAGAAGAAGAAGGCGGAGAAGAUGGCCAAGAUGAUGGCUGGGUUCGAUCUGGGUGGCGAUGUGUUCUCGACCAACGAGCGCAAGCUACAGGACGUGAUCCAGCGCGUCGACGCUCUACACAAGGUCAGCGCAGAAGGUGAAACCAUAGCCCCGGAUGACAUCGUGGAGCUUCGCACCAGUCUGCUAGAGACGCAAGGCUUCAUCCGACAGGCGGAGCUAACCAUGAACGAUCGAGGCGAGUUUGGCGAGCUGCAGGACAGCCGCCGUGUGGAAUUGGAGAAGAAACUGGACGAACUUCAGCAGGACUACGAGGGCCUGUUAACCCGUAACUUGGGCGAGGGUGAUGUGGACGAGAUCCGCGAGCGGUUGGAGAAGACCUACAUCACUCGGAAGGACGCCGAAACUGCUGCGGUCGAAGGACUUCGCGCCGAUAUCACUCGGAAGGAUGAGGAGCUCACCAAGUUGCGUCAGUCGCUCGUUGACACCCAGUCCCGCACAUCGACAAACGGUGCCGCUAGCAAGACCUUGCAACAGCAGAUCGCCGAAUUCGAUGCCAUGAAGAAGUCGCUCAUGCGCGACUUGCAGAAUCGCUGCGAGCGUGUGGUCGAACUGGAAAUUUCGCUGGACGACGCUCGCGAACAGUACAACAACGUGCUGCGGUCAUCGAACAACCGCGCUCAGCAGAAGAAAAUGGCUUUCUUAGAGCGCAACCUGGAGCAGCUGACUCACGUGCAGCGCCAGCUUGUGGAACAAAACAGCAGCUUGAAGAAGGAAGUGGCUAUUGCAGAACGCAAGCUGAUUGCUCGGAAUGAGCGCAUCGCUAGCCUGGAGAGCCUGCUUCAAGAAAGCCAGGAGAAACUGACGCAGGCCAACCACCGAUUCGAGGCCCAGCUCACUGCCGUGAAGGAACGCCUAGAAGCCGCCAAGCAAGGCUCCACACGCGGUCUACCUGCCAUGGACGGCAGCGGGAGUUUUAGUUUCGGGGGAUCCCGCAUCGCGAAGCCGCUGCGCGGCGGCGGCUCCGACGGGCCGCCGACGAAUGCGAACGUCGCGGGCGUACAGUCGCAAGAAGCGUCUGGCAAGCGUUCGAGCUGGUUCUUCGACCGCCGAUGA